Molecule: messenger RNA, 1512 nt
Organism: Ostrea edulis (European flat oyster)
Lineage: Eukaryota; Metazoa; Mollusca; Bivalvia; Ostreida; Ostreidae
Product: putative inhibitor of apoptosis
Exons: 4
Coding region: 104-1342 (412 amino acids)
Biological process (GO): negative regulation of apoptotic process; regulation of cell cycle
Cellular component (GO): nucleus; spindle microtubule; cytoplasm
Molecular function (GO): cysteine-type endopeptidase inhibitor activity involved in apoptotic process
Source: RefSeq, a predicted model, not a curated record
UAAAAGCCCACUUCUAUUUAUGGACUAAAAAUCCCCGUUUUAUUUCCGAACGUAAAGUGUAUUUAACUAGUGUGUAUUUGUGCAUCUGCAUUAUAUACACAAUAUGCAAAGGUUGGCAACGUUUGCAAACUAUAAAAACGAUAAAAAUGUAUUUCUUUGCAAGCUGUCUAAAGCUGGAUUUCAUUAUGAAGGAUAUGACAAUGCUUUGGAGUGCGAGAGCUGCAAAUUCCAAUCUAACAGCUGGGCGGACUUAUCGGACCUGUUCCGUCAACACGAAGUGCAUUCUCCGGGAUGUCAGUUUGUAAAAGAAUGCAACAAAUGUGACAACAAACAAGAACGUUUACAAGCUACGAAUGUUUCGCAAAGCGCAAGCGAAGAUGCAUUUCAAAGGAGAGACAGGGUUCCAAGGGCACAUAAUUCUGAUUGUGAAACCGUGACACAGAAACCUCAAACGGACUCGAGCAAUGGAAAUACCACUCCAGCAAAUCAGAUGUUUCAGAGUUUGGGAAUACAUUUUGAUCGUCCUAAGUAUCCGUCCUAUGCGGUGUUGUCAAGCAGAAUAAACAGUUUCUCUACUGCAGGCCAUGUUUUUUACAAACCACCUUCUGAUAUGGCACAGGCGGGAUUCUUUUUUAAGGGUUAUUCUGAUCACGUCAGUUGCUUCAGCUGUGGAGGGGGUUUAUCACAAUGGCGACCGGAAGAUGAUCCCUGGAUUGAGCAUGCGUACUGGUUUCCGCAAUGUACAUUUCUAAACCAAAACAAAGGGAAGGAGUUUGUUAAUCAAGUACAACUUGUAAAGGAGGCGGAUGAAAACGAGGGACAGACAGUUAUAACUAACGUUCCCCAUGAGACUAGUGGAUUGCGCAGUGGUAGAGACGAAAUAGACGCUGUUGUAUUGUGUAACGUCCUUGAGAUGGGCUAUACUGAAGACCAGAUAAAAGAGGCCUUUUCACUAUGGAAAUCUCGGGAAAAUCAUGGAGAUGUAAAACAUACGGAUCUUGUUGAAAUCCUUCUUCAACAGGAGGAUAGAAUAUUGUUAACCUGUAACACGGCACCAGAAAACCAUGGAUCGAAAUCGGUUAUUGGAGACCAGCCUUGUUCUUACGAACCACUUAGUAACGAGAUCGACACUAUGAAACUUACUGAUUUCCAAACUGUACAACAAGAAUACAAAGAGUUGCAAGAAAUGACUAUCUGCAAAGUCUGUAUGGAAGAAAGAGUUAGCAUUGUAUUUCUCCCAUGUGGCCACAUUGUCACGUGUACCGAGUGCGCACCAGCUAUGCGCAAAUGUCCGAUGUGUCGGGAAAUGGUAAAGGGAACUGUGAAAACUUUUUUGUCGUAGAGAACUUAUCCUUAAAGCGGUAAAGUGAGCAUUGAUAAAUGAAAGGCAAGGGCUUUUUCUUGUUACAAUUAGAUAUUUCAAUGCUUUUCGAAAAACACACUUAUACAUGUACAAUAUACAUUGUAUAUUAAAAUGUAUAUCAUAUGUCAAAUAAAUCAUCAAUAUCAUAA